Molecule: messenger RNA, 2463 nt
Organism: Trichomycterus rosablanca
Lineage: Eukaryota; Metazoa; Chordata; Actinopteri; Siluriformes; Trichomycteridae
Product: muscleblind-like protein 1
Exons: 11
Coding region: 761-1942 (393 amino acids)
Biological process (GO): regulation of RNA splicing
Cellular component (GO): nucleus
Molecular function (GO): metal ion binding; RNA binding
Source: RefSeq, a predicted model, not a curated record
AGUAGACGAGGGCUCCAGACGGGCAGAACGUUCGGAGUGUGACACUCGCUGCUGGUCAGAACAAUGAGCCUCUCAGCUCUGGCGGCUCUGCCCAUCUCGUCCGGCUGUGUCUGAACACACACACACACACACACUCACACACACACACACACACAUGCUUGCUCUCACAUGCUGCUCAACGAUGUAAGGUCGCCACCGACAGACGUGCCUUCGACAUCCACUGCUGCUUGGACCGCUUAAAACGGGCAGCGCCGCCCCCCCCUCCUCCCUGCUUCCCCGCUUCCGCCACCCGCUUGUGGAACGGUCUCCGCUACGUACCUGGUCGCCACGGCAACGCCCCGCACCCCUCGACGCUCGCCCCAUGCCGCUCCUCGAGCCCGUCUCGUAGGGAUCCGACCAGCGAGUCUUCGACGCCUGCGUGUGGGUGAGAGGUGACUGCUCUUUCCACAGCACCAGCUCCGCCCACCUCCUCCCUCCAGCCUCCGCAAGCGCACGUAAUCAAUAAUGAGUUUCACCAUCCGUCUGGCCCGGCAGCGCAGCUGAGAAAAGAGCGAGAGGCGAGAGAGUGGGAAAAACGAGAAGCAUCGAGGCCUCCGAAGGGGCUUCAGAACCGAAAUAAAGGUAACAAACAUGGGCGUCUGAUCCAUCAGCCUGAAAAACACCCGUUGUUUUUGGUACUUUUCCGUACGAGCGGCGCUGCACAAACCAAACCGGACCCUUAAAUAAACCAUUUCUUCAUUGUUGCCGUGGUGUUGCCAGAAUGGCAGUGAAUGUUAUGCCCAUCCGGGACACCAAGUGGCUGACGCUGGAGGUGUGUCGUGAGUUCCAGCGUGGCACGUGCUCCCGGCCCGACUCUGAAUGUAAGUUCGCGCAUCCGGCCAAGAGCUGCCAGGUGGAGAACGGGAGGGUCAUCGCCUGCUUCGACUCCCUCAAGGGCCGCUGCUCCAGAGAGAACUGCAAGUACCUGCACCCUCCACCCCACCUGAAGACGCAGCUCGAAAUCAAUGGCAGGAAUAAUCUGAUCCAGCAGAAGAACAUGGCCAUGCUGGCCCAGCAGAUGCAGCUGGCCAACGCCAUGAUGCCUGGCACACAGCUCCAACAUGUGCCCAUGUUCUCUGUCACACCCAGCCUGGCCACCAACGCCACGGUCGCAGCAGCGUUUAACCCGUAUCUAAGCCCAGUGUCCCCGGGCCUGGUACCUACUGAGAUUAUGCCCAGCACACCUGUCUUAGUUACCAGCAGCCCCAACGUACCUGUACCUGCUGCAGCUGCCGCCGCUGCCCAGAAGCUCAUGAGGACAGAUCGACUGGAGGUGUGCCGGGAGUAUCAGAGAGGAAACUGUACGCGAGGGGAGAACGACUGCCGCUUCGCACACCCGUCCGACAGCACCAUGAUUGACACCAACGACAACACGGUGACCGUGUGCAUGGACUACAUCAAGGGCCGCUGCUCGCGCGACAAGUGCAAGUACUUCCACCCUCCGACGCACCUGCAGGCCAAGAUCAAGGCCGCGCAGCACCAGGUCAACCAGGCGGCCGCGGCCGCUGCCAUGACUCAGUCGGCUGUCAAACCGCUGAAGCGACCCCUCGAGGCAACCUUUGACCUGGGGAUUCCAUCCGUUAUGCCUCCAUUACCAAAGAGACCCGCACUUGAAAAAACCAACGGUGCCACAGCCAUGUUCAACACUGGCAUGUUCCAGUACCAACAGGCCCUUGCCAACAUGCAGUUCCAUCAGCAGGCAGCCUUCAUACCAUCAGGCUCGAUAUUGUGCAUGACACCUGCAGCAAGUGUUGUUCCCAUGAUGCACGGUGCUUCAGCAGCCACUGUGUCAGCAGCCACCACAUCUGCCACAAGUGUUCCCUUCGCAACAGCCACAGCCAAUCAGAUUCCAGUAAUAUCUGCAGAUCAGCUGACUAGUCACAAGUACAUGACUCAGAUGUAGGAGCAGACUUUAAACAAUCACAUCCAAGUGUGCUCGUGUGCCGUCCGAAUUUUAGGAUCCACCCUUUACACACCAUCCAGAGCAAAAGAAUAAAAGAAACCAUGUCACCAUUCCCUGGAAUGACGGAAAACACGCAUGCUAACACUGAUAAGGAUUCCAUUAGCUCAGCUGGGGUCUUGAAAACUGUUUUCUAUGAGUUUGUUUUGGUAAUCGGGGCUAUAAGAGCAUCACCGUCUGCCUUUUUCUGUGUGUGGAUGGUGCAGAGCAUGCCUAAACCAUUACAGUGAGAAAAGGCGAACCCACAGUGGUGUCUUGUUUUCGGUUUUUGGUUGUUGUUUUUUUUUUUGGUACUUUGUUUUCCGGGGUGUUGUGGGACAUUUAGUUUCAUUUAUGGUUUACAAACUAUGGUGCACCUUGAAAACCUAUUAAAAAUAAUGUAAAAGGAACAGCGAAUGCUACAUAAGACUAGAUAUCGUGCAUGCAGUGUUCCAUUCGUGAGCAGAUCUUUUUUCUAUAAGAUU